UUGUUCUUUCCUUCAGUCGUGUUUUCAGAGCCACAGCAGUGAAGCCAAAGAGAGCAUCUUUGGCUCAGCUGCAAUGACGGCCUACACACCCUACACUCCCUACACUGGCUACACCAAGCCACCCGUGUAUUACACGGAGUCGUACUACGAUCCAAAGAACCCUCCGACCACUGGAGACUACCCAGACACCCUUUAUGAGGAAAAAAAGGCUCUGGAGAAGAAGAAACGCAACAGCGCCAUUUGCUGUGAGGUUGUGGCUCUGGUCAUCGGCUUUCUUGGACUAAUUGGAGUGGCGGCGGUGACGGGUUUGCCCAUGUGGAAGGUAACAGCCUUCAUUGGAGAAAACAUCAUUGUGAUGGAGGUCCGUUGGGAGGGUUUGUGGAUGAACUGCUUCAGACAGGCCAACAUCAGAAUGCAGUGCAAGGUGUACGAUUCCCUGCUUUAUCUGCCGCCAGAGCUCCAGGCUUCCAGGGGUCUCAUGUGCACCGCCGUCGCUGUGACCACAUUCGCCGUGAUCGUUUCUGCAGUGGGGAUGAAAUGUACCACAGCAGUAGGCCACCGUGCCCGAACAAAGCACGUUAUUCUUGUAUCUGGUGGCUGUCUCUUCCUCCUGGGUAGCGUCACAACCUGGAUCCCCGUGUCCUGGACCGGCCACGUCAUCAUCCAGGACUUCUACAAUCCGCUGCUGAUCGACGCCCAGCGCAGGGAGCUCGGGGAGGCCCUGUACAUUGGUUGGACGUCUGGAGGUUUGCUUUUUGCUGCUGGGGUGAUCCUGCUGUGUCGUCAUGCUCCCCGCAUACAGGAUUCAGAUGAGAGGAUAAUCUACAACCCUGGUGAAAGUGUCUACCAACCUCCAUACACUAACCAGCCGUACACCUACCAGCCAUACAAUUACCAGCCAGGAAACACCUACCAGCCUGCGUACUCCUUGCCCCCACCAGGGUCUGUAGCAUACACACCAAGUCAGUACUAGACAACCUUUGGACUUGGGUUUGAAACUCGUUAAAUGUUUGGCUCAACUGAUGAGAAGACUCAAGUGACUGAGACCAACAAGCAGUCUCCUGAGGCGGGGGCUUGUUGUUUUAGUGUUUUGAUUGUGAACUUGUUUUUGUUUAAAUCACAAUAAACUGAUGAUUUUCUGUAAUUUUUGUUUUGUAUACCCAAUACCUACAAUGUUCAAAUGUCAAUAAUUCAACAGAAAUGCUGUUUUGUAGAAAUCAUCAACCGGACUUUGUCAAAGCCAGUUUGUCUCUUUACUUUUUAGAUGCUGUCAUGAAUGUAUACAUGAUUUCAUAGUGCCACAAAUCAUGAAGCUAUUUACCAUUUUAAGUUAAUAAAUUAGUGAGAAAGUGGUUGGUAUUUUAUUUUGUUUGGUGAGAACUCCUAGUUUUGACCGGGGCUGUGUAAAUAGAAAACUAUGUUGUCGUGGAAAUGUGAUGGAACUGGUAAAACAAGAAUUUCAUGUAUCUCAACUCACAACACAACCAGGUUAAAGGUGCAACCCUCAGAUUUUUGUUUUAUUUUUCUGAAGCGCAGACUUAGACAAAACACCCCGACAAGAUGUUUACAAUUAAGAUGCUAUAUCUAGAGGAAAAAUCUCAAUAAUAGAAGUGUGUGUGUGUGUUAAUACCAGUGAUGGAAAUAAAAUCAUCUAAACUAACGGCGUUACUAAAAAAACAGGUUUUUACAGUAAUGAGUAAUCUAAUUACUUACCGUCCUCUUUUAUCUUUCCAUUACCGAUAAGAAAAUGCCUGCGUUACUCAUUCAGCAGCGCGGUGUUGAAGCUGUCAUCAGCUGAUCGGGAGCUAAACAGGUGGAUGUUUUUAUCUGAGUGCAUCACGGCCCGUGAAAAACGAGGAAGACGUGAUGAAUAGUUACAGCUGCAGACUCGCAGAUUCGCUGCUGCAGGUGGGAAUCUGCAGUCGUGCCCUUCUUGGAGUGACAGCAGGACGUCACCCGUUCACCACUCAGACAUCACGAUCUUCUACCUUCCUAGAUCAUCCAGCUGUAACCUGUUCCUGAUCAUGUCUUUAGUCCCGCUGUGACACUGAUGCAUCAGUCUCAGGCGUCAUGGAGCUCAGGUGUUAUUAGAACUACCUGUGUGUGUUUACCACGCAGCUUCAGCUCUUCUGUGUUUGAGUCUGACCCAAGUUAAUAAAUGUAAGUCGUCCAUCAGA
Molecule: messenger RNA, 2177 nt
Organism: Nothobranchius furzeri (turquoise killifish)
Lineage: Eukaryota; Metazoa; Chordata; Actinopteri; Cyprinodontiformes; Nothobranchiidae
Product: claudin-8
Biological process (GO): bicellular tight junction assembly; cell adhesion
Cellular component (GO): bicellular tight junction; plasma membrane
Molecular function (GO): structural molecule activity
Source: RefSeq, a predicted model, not a curated record